Trichoderma asperellum CBS 433.97 is the source of this 651-nucleotide messenger RNA. RefSeq lists its product as uncharacterized. Gene Ontology annotation, molecular function: rRNA binding. Lineage: Eukaryota; Fungi; Ascomycota; Sordariomycetes; Hypocreales; Hypocreaceae. Gene Ontology annotation, cellular component: nucleolus. The record is from RefSeq and is a predicted model, not a curated record.
AUGUUUGCGAAGCCACGGCCAAAGAAGAGCCCCCUGCCUCCGCCGAGCAAGAAGCGCAAAUAUGGCGUUGAACAAGUCUCUUUCGAUUUCGACGCACGAAACGAGUAUCUGACGGGCUUUCACAAGCGGAAACAGCAGCGUAUCAAACAAGCACAAGAAGAAGCCGCUAAGAAGGCACGGGAGGAGAGAAUAAGAACCAGGAAACAGCUUCGUGAUGAACGCAUGAAAGAAGUUGAGGAGCAUGUUGAGCACGUUAAUAAGCUGCUCCGGGAAUCUGGCGCGAUUGAGGAUGACGCUACUGAGCAACAAUCGCAAUCAGAUGAAGAUGCCAACGAGGGCGAGUGGGACGGGUUUCCAGACCGGCCGAAUCUAGACAUUGUUGACCACGAAGAAGAGUACAUAGACGAAGAUCGAUAUACAACAGUCACGGUCGAGUCAGUGUCAAUAUCGCGGGAUGGCCUGGAAAGACCAGAGAAGGCGCAGGAAAAGGCGGAGGAAGACAAAGAUGGAGAAGCAGAUAAAGUUGACGAGGACAAGUCGGCCAAAAAGGGCCCAGUACGACCUAAAAAGAAGAAGCAAAAGUUCCGUUACGAGUCAAAGAUAGAAAGGCAGCUAGCAGGGAGGAGGCAAAAGGCAAAGAGCAGUGCAAAA